Ylistrum balloti is the source of this 6207-nucleotide messenger RNA. RefSeq names its product intraflagellar transport protein 140 homolog. Bases 109 to 4599 code for a protein of 1496 amino acids. The record is from RefSeq and is a predicted model, not a curated record. NCBI's taxonomy places the organism in Eukaryota, Metazoa, Mollusca, Bivalvia, Pectinida, Pectinidae. The transcript is spliced from 32 exons. Gene Ontology annotation, cellular component: intraciliary transport particle A; axoneme; ciliary basal body. Gene Ontology annotation, biological process: intraciliary retrograde transport. Gene Ontology annotation, molecular function: protein binding.
CAUCAUAGUUUCCAGGGAAACAAUAUCUUUCAGAUCGUAUUUCAUGUUUUAACGAUAUGUUUACGUAGAUUUAUAUGUUGACAAUUUUUUGAAAAUAGUGUCAGAAACAUGGCUGUGUAUUUUGAUCACCGUCUUGAAACUGACAGAUCUGGAAUAAACACAGAUGCAUCAUGGUUCAGUGGGGCCCCUAUGAUUGCUGUCAAUUCCUACAGUGAUGAGAAUGGGGGAACUGUCAAUCUAUUUUUGGAGGAGGGUGAAAAAUUGCUAAAUAUUCCUUUGCACCGUGCUGGUCAAGCAACAUCUGUAGCAUGGCACCCAACAAGGAAAAUUGUUGCAGUUGGUUGGGAAAAUGGAGAAUUACUAGUGUGGAAUGAAGUUGACCAUGAAUUGUUUGAAGGUCUUCCACUACACAAAACCGCCAUUACAGUAUUACACUGGAGCUCUUCAGGUUCAAGGCUGUCUUCUGGGGACAAGGCUGGUGUACUGAUGGUAUGGAAGUCUGAUGGGAAAGGUCGCUUACAGCAGAAUCCUUUGCAUCAACACCAUGUCCAGGAACCGCUCAGUAAAAUCCUGUAUAGACCUAUUCCUCCACCAGAUCCUGAACAUGAUAUUGCAGCGCUUGCCAGAGCUGCUGUCAGUGGAGACGAGAAAGCUUUAGAUCUCUUCACAUGGAAGGCCAAGGGCAAGGGUAAUAAUAAGAUGGUCUCGAUGUUUGGUCCCACAGAAGCCCUGACAUUCUUUGUAGGCGGUGAAAGUGGUGGUGUUUAUUAUGUGAAUGAGAAUGGUCAGUGUACGCAGAUAUUUUCUGUGGACACUGCUAUCCUCCGCUUCCUCUACUAUGAAGAAAAGAAUGUGUUGAUCACAGUAACAGAAAACAUGAUGCUAACACAACAUGCUAUAAUGCCUGAGGGUGAUGCUAAAGAACUCAUGAGGGUAAAGAUGAGUGGCAGGGGAGAGAACCCAGUUAUUUGUUGGGCUGGAAAAAGUACCAUAGCUACUGCUACAGGAGAAGGUGUGGUUAGAAUGUGGGAUCUAGACCAUGAAGAAAACUAUAUUUUGUCCUUGGAUGGACAUGCUAGCUACGAUUCAUCAGAAAACAUCAUGUGUAUCAGUUACUGCGAGGAGAAGGGUGUACUUGCUGGAGGCACUAACCUUGGAAAUGUGGCUCUAUGGCGAUAUUCUCCACCUCUAGGAAGCCGGAUUGUAGAUGGAGAACAAAAAUGGAAGUUGCAGGCACCGGCUACUGUAGAAGGAAGUAUUCGGCAACUUUCAUGGGGAUCAAAGAAGAAUUUACUAGCAGUAAAUACCAUUGCAAAUGUGUUCAUGCUCAACGAACAGACAAUGAGCUCAAGUUUUUCUGGUCAGACAGCUGUGGUACAGUUUGGUCCGAGUUCCCUGGCUCUAGAGAUGUUUUCCACAGGAACACACCAUGACUUAAAGACAGAGAUACAAGUCAAAGGUGUCUGCACAACAAAGGAUACGUUAGCAGUGUGGAAUGGCCGGAAAGUUAUCACUUACGAAUAUUCAGAGGAUAGAACCAUCAUUAAGGGCGCAGGAACCUUUUCUUCAGAGACCAUGGAGGUGCGACUUUAUGAACAAAAUGUUUACUGUGUUGAAAUUGGCAAGGUUCAGGUUCGCACUCACCAGGGUACCGUGAAGCAAGUCAUCAACUUCUCUGAUGCUGAGGGCCAGCCUGUCAGUUUGGAUGUAUGUGGUACAUCCCUAGUUAUAGCAACAGACAAUGGAGUGGUCCGUGUGUAUGAUUUAUCUAGGAGAGAAGCUAAGCCAACCAGCCAACCAAAGAAUUUAGGGGAUGUUAUUCCUGGUUUUAAUGGAAUCAUUUCUGCAAGGUGUAACUCUAACGGAUCCAAAGUCAGCGUCCUCGUAAAAAAUAAUUCAAACCAUGCAGAUCCUAAACUUUACUUUUGGGACGUGGAGUCAGAUAUUGUCUCUUACUUCAACUUUGAGAGUGGGCGUGGAGAACAGGAUGACUUUCCCCCAGAACAGAUAGAAGGUGUGGAGGGGGAUACAAAUGAUGCAGAAAGGGGGAAGAACCAGGCAGCUGCUGACAUAGCUGGACGGUACCCUAUGACCCAUUACUGGGAUCCCCAUGACACCAAAUUGAUCGUGUGUGAGGCCAAGGUGAUGGCUAGUGCUGUGGAGAAGAAAGAAAAGGAGGAAAAGAAACGUCACUCUCUGACUAAGGCUGUGGAGGAGGGACCAGUAGAGGUGAUGCUUGUGUCGCUGUUCUGUACACCAGAGAACGGCAUCCUCAUCCAGGACAGCUUCCAAAUGCCGGAGCAUUUUCAGGCCCUGCUGGGCAUAGAGGUGCCCUAUUACUAUUUCAUCAAGAAGUCUGAAAAUCUUAAAGAGGAAGAACAGGAGAAGGAUGAUGCUCCACAGCCAGAAAAUCUCAUAAAGGCUGACACUGUUAUACAACCAAAACUGGUGGCCAGGAAAACCAUGCGUGACUUUGUAGGGCUGGAAAACAGUGACAAGAACACGAGGGAGGCUAUGAUGAACUUCAGCUACUAUCUUACCAUUGGCAACAUGGACGAGGCUUUUAAAUCCAUCAAACUCAUUAAAAGUGAAUCAGUGUGGGAGAAUAUGGCCAAAAUGUGCGUAAAGAGCCGGCGUCUUGAUGUGGCCAGUGUUUGUCUGGGCAACAUGGGCCAUGCCCGCGGUGCUAAAGCUCUCCGGGAAGCCAUGAAAGAGCCAGAACUGGAUGCCAAGGUAGCAGUCCUUGCCAUGCAGCUUGGACUGAAGGAAGAUGCAGAGAGAUUGCUGAAAAACUGUAAGCGAUAUGAUUUACUUAAUGAGUUCUAUCAAUCUUCAGGCCAGUGGAUUAAGGCAUUAGAAACAGCAGAAAUGUAUGAUCGCAUUCAUCUUAGAGCCACAUAUUAUAAUCAUGCAAAACAUCUGGAAGUCAGGGGAGACUACUCUGAUGCUAUACCAAAUUAUGAGAAAUCAGACACACACCGCUUUGAAGUUCCAAGGAUGUUAUUUGAUGAACCUGAGGCAUUGGAACAAUACAUCGGUCGGCAUAAAGACAAGGCACUACAUAAGUGGUGGGCUCAGUACAUGGAAAGUACAGGGGAGAUGGAUGCUGCCUUACAGUACUACGAGACUGCCCAAGAUUUUCUCUCACUGGUCAGGGUCUACUGCUAUUGUGGCAAAAUGGACAAGGCAUCAGAAAUCUGUAAUGAGACAGGAGACAGGGCUGCCUGCUACCACUUAGGUAGACAGUAUGAAAACCAGGAUUUGAUCAAAGAAGCAAUUCACUUUUUCCAGCGGGCACAGGCUUAUGGAAAUGCUAUUCGACUGUGUAAAGAACAUGGUUAUGAAGAUCAGCUACUGAAUCUGGCAUUACUUGGACGUCCUGAAGACAUGAUGGAGGCUGCUCGCUACUAUGAACAGAAACAAGGAUCUCAGGACAAGGCAGUCAUGCUUUAUCAUAAGGCAGGAAACUUCUCUAAAGCAUUGGAUCUGUCCUUCCGAUCCAAACAGUUUGGAGCUUUACAGAUGAUUUCUGGGGAUUUGGACGAGAGAGCAGAUCCUGAAUUAUUACAGAGGUGUGGUGACUUCUUCAUGGAUAACGGCCAGUAUGAUAAGGCGGUGGAUCUCCUUGCUAUCGGUAAAAAGUACUGGGAAGCUCUGAAGAUCUGUAUGGACCAGCAUGUGGAAAUCACUGAAGACCUAGCGGAGAAGCUCACCCCUCACAAAGAUGAUAUGGGGGGUGAUACCAUGGAGCGGGUGAAAAUCCUGGAAGCCAUUGCUGAGGUGUGCAUGCACCAAGGCCAGUAUCAUCUUGCUACAAAGAAGUUCACACAGGCAGGCAACAAAAUCAAGGCUAUGAAAGCUCUGCUGAAAUCUGGAGACACUGAGAAGAUUACUUUUUUCGCUGGUGUAUCAAGACAAAAGGAGAUCUAUGUAAUGGCCGCCAAUUAUCUCCAGUCAUUGGAUUGGAGAAAAGACCCAGAAAUAAUGAAAAAUAUUAUUGGCUUCUAUACCAAAGGGAGAGCACUCGACUCACUCGCAGCAUUCUAUGAUGCUUGUGCUCAGGUGGAGAUCGAUGAGUACCAGAACUAUGACAAGGCCUUGGGUGCUCUGGGCGAGGCCUACAAGUGUUUAAGUAAGACAAAGAUGAGUGACGAAAUGCUACAAGAGGAGAAACUCUCUCGCCUCAAGAACAAGAUUACUCUCAUUAAGAAAUUUGUGACAGCUAGAAGGGCAUAUGAUGAAAAUCCUGAGGAUGCUAUCAAACAAUGCCAAGUGUUACUGGAGGAACCAAAUCUAGAUGAUUCAGUCCGAAUGGGAGAUGUCUAUGGUCUCAUCAUUGAACAUUAUGCUAGAAGAGAACGCUGGAAGGCGGCAUAUGCUGCAAUGGAAGAGAUGAAGAGUCGAAUACCAGCUCUAAAUAUGGCAUACUAUGUUAAUAUGAGAACAAUAGAAUCAGUUCACCGGGCACUAGACAUUCCUCUCAGUAGGACGAUCACUAGCAAGAUGAAUGGCAUAUAUGGAGGGGGUGGGGAGGAGGAGGAUGGUGAGGUAGUAGAAGAGGAAGUAGACAAUAUGUUCUCAGGAGGAGAUGAUGUAUGAUAAACACUCAAUUGUAUUGAACUAAUUUAAUGACAGACAACUCUUUUGUGUGGAACAUGACGUGGAAAUUUGUAGAGGUUUCCUGGAUUUCUACAACAUACACUCAAGUACUUACACUCUUGGCAAAGAGUUCAAAAAGGAUCCAAGCAAACGCUCCAUCAAACUAGGAAUUUAAUUCAAGAAUAAAAGAUCUGAGCUUUCUCCAUGUUAACAAGACCUGCCAUUGACAAGGUGUUAUUCACUGUUGGAGAUAUGUUAGCAGUAUCACUACCAUGCUAGUUAUCACACUAUAGUGUUUUGAUGGUGAGAUGUACAAUUAGAUUGUGACUUUAUGGUCUGACAGACCAUGUGUGUCAUAGAGUCACUGAUUACAUAGAUAUGUCUACGUUUUACUAGUAAUAAAAUCAUGUACAAGGUGAUGUUGCCAUACUAUCAAGCUGUGAUGUAGAAGCAAUAAGAUGAAUUAUAAUAUUGUGUAAAUUAUAUUUUGGAAAUAUUCUAGGCUACGAAUACAUUCCAUAUAACUAUUAGCUUUAUAUGACUGAUUGGUAUUCCUCCUACUCAUCAAUGUGCACCAGAUCAAUAACUAACGAUAUCACUGUGUUGCUACAUAUCAUCAAUAUACAUAUACAGUACUAAAUUGUUUUUAAUACCAGGUUUUUUAUGUGUAAUGUUUUUAAUUUAUUGUUUAGUUUCAUAAUUUUAAGCAGUAUGUGUUGCAGUAAAUACCGUGUGAUAGAUUGCUUCAGGAAACUAUCAUUUUUCUUUUCCUUGAAGAAAUAAACAAAAUCCAGUACUGGUGUGGGAUUGACAUUUGUUAGUGUCAGUGCUGUUUACUGUCAUGUCAUACAUUCUGUAAAUUAUCAUUUGAUGGUCCAGUUGGCUUGAUAUUUUUUGUAAUUUUGUUAACUGUUGAUAUUGAGAAGUUUUCUGUAGUAGGUAAACAAUGCUUGUCUGUUAAGUAAUGACAUUAUUUAAAGACCAUAUCUAAGUCCCCAUCAUAGUUUUCAUUUUGUUUGAUAAUUAUCACUCUUUUCAGCAUAAGGAAUCAGAAUUGUUAUUUUUUCCCUUUUUUUCAUUAUUCAUUACAUUUUAAAAAAAUUGAAAAUAAAGGCAUUUUCUUCAUAUUAUUUUCUAUAAGCAGUUAGCCAAUAAUUCUUAAGUUUGUUUAAUCAUUGUUUAGGUGACUAAGCAAUUGUGUGUUGCAAAGGGAUCAUAUCGAAAACUGUGAUUAUGUGAAUCUACAGAUGAAGCUAGAGUACACAAUAUGUUUCACAAGUGACAUCUGUACUUACAUGUGUCCACUGAUGUCCAUAGUUAGAUGUGUCCACUGACGUCUGUUCUUACAUGUGUCCACUGACGUCUAUACUUACAUGUGUCCACUGAUGUCCAUAGUUAGGUGUGCCCACGGAUGUCUGUAGUUACAUGUGUCUACUGAUGUCUGUAGUUACAUGUGUCUACUGGAGUCUGUAGAUACCUGUGUCUACUGGUGAUUGUAGAUACCUGUGUCUACUGAUGUCUGUAGAUACCUGUGUCCACUGAUCUCUGUAGAUAUGCGUGUCUAAUGAUGUCUGUAGAUAUGCGUGUCUAAUGAUGUCUGUAGAUAUG